AUGUACACGUGUGUGGAAUGCGACGUGGGGUGUCGUCUGACAUGGCAGACUGGGCCUCGUGGCCACUAUCCGGGACCGCGCAAACGAGAUAUUCAAGAAGGUGCACGACUUGAAGAGCAUCCGCGGGCGCAGCAACGAGGCCACAUGUGGCAACCAAUGUUGCUGGUGCUCUCAACCUCGCUCGCAUGCCCUCACAUACCCUCCCACCCUCACAUGCCCUCCUCCCCUCACAUACCGUCCUCCCCUCACAUACCGUCCUCCCCUCACAUACCGUCCUCCCCUCACAUACCGUCCUCCCCUCACAUACCGUCCUCCCCUCACAUACCGUCCUCCCCUCACAUACCGUCCUCCCCUCACAUACCGUCCUCCCCUCACAUACCGUCCUCCCCUCACAUACCGUCCUCCCCUCACAUACCGUCCUCCCCUCACAUACCGUCCUCCCCUCACAUACCGUCCUCCCCUCACAUACCGUCCUCCCCUCACAUACCGUCCUCCCCUCACAUACCGUCCUCCCCUCACAUACCGUCCUCCCCUCACAUACCGUCCUCCCCUCACAUACCGUCCUCCCCUCACAUACCGUCCUCCCCUCACAUACCGUCCUCCCCUCACAUACCGUCCUCCCCUCACAUACCGUCCUCCCCUCACAUACCGUCCUCCCCUCACAUACCGUCCUCCCCUCACAUACCGUCCUCCCCUCACAUACCGUCCUCCCCUCACAUACCGUCCUCCCCUCACAUACCGUCCUCCCCUCACAUACCGUCCUCCCCUCACAUACCGUCCUCCCCUCACAUACCGUCCUCCCCUCACAUACCGUCCUCCCCUCACAUACCAUACCGUCCUCCCCUCACAUACCGUCCUCCCCUCACAUACCGUCCUCCCCUCACAUGCCCUCCUCCCCUCACAUACCGUCCUCCCCUCACAUACCGUCCUCCCCUCACAUACCGUCCUCCCCUCACAUACCGUCCUCCCCUCACAUACCGUCCUCCCCUCACAUACCGUCCUCCCCUCACAUACCGUCCUCCCCUCACAUACCGUCCUCCCCUCACAUACCGUCCUCCCCUCACAUACCGUCCUCCCCUCACAUACCGUCCUCCCCUCACAUACCGUCCUCCCCUCACAUACCGUCCUCCCCUCACAUACCGUCCUCCCCUCACAUACCGUCCUCCCCUCACAUACCGUCCUCCCCUCACAUACCGUCCUCCCCUCACAUACCGUCCUCCCCUCACAUACCGUCCUCCCCUCACAUACCGUCCUCCCCUCACAUACCGUCCUCCCCUCACAUACCGUCCUCCCCUCACAUACCGUCCUCCCCUCACAUACCGUCCUCCCCUCACAUACCGUCCUCCCCUCACAUACCGUCCUCCCCUCACAUACCGUCCUCCCCUCACAUACCGUCCUCCCCUCACAUACCGUCCUCCCCUCACAUACCGUCCUCCCCUCACAUACCGUCCUCCCCUCACAUACCGUCCUCCCCUCACAUACCGUCCUCCCCUCACAUACCGUCCUCCCCUCACAUACCGUCCUCCCCUCACAUACCGUCCUCCCCUCACAUACCGUCCUCCCCUCACAUACCGUCCUCCCCUCACAUACCGUCCUCCCCUCACAUACCGUCCUCCCCUCACAUACCGUCCUCCCCUCACAUACCGUCCUCCCCUCACAUACCGUCCUCCCCUCACAUACCGUCCUCCCCUCACAUACCGUCCUCCCCUCACAUACCGUCCUCCCCUCACAUACCGUCCUCCCCUCACAUACCGUCCUCCCCUCACAUACCGUCCUCCCCUCACAUACCGUCCUCCCCUCACAUACCGUCCUCCCCUCACAUACCGUCCUCCCCUCACAUACCGUCCUCCCCUCACAUACCGUCCUCCCCUCACAUACCGUCCUCCCCUCACAUACCGUCCUCCCCUCACAUACCGUCCUCCCCUCACAUACCGUCCUCCCCUCACAUACCGUCCUCCCCUCACAUACCGUCCUCCCCUCACAUACCGUCCUCCCCUCACAUACCGUCCUCCCCUCACAUACCGUCCUCCCCUCACAUACCGUCCUCCCCUCACAUACCGUCCUCCCCUCACAUACCGUCCUCCCCUCACAUACCGUCCUCCCCUCACAUACCGUCCUCCCCUCACAUACCGUCCUCCCCUCACAUACCGUCCUCCCCUCACAUACCGUCCUCCCCUCACAUACCGUCCUCCCCUCACAUACCGUCCUCCCCUCACAUACCGUCCUCCCCUCACAUACCGUCCUCCCCUCACAUACCGUCCUCCCCUCACAUACCGUCCUCCCCUCACAUACCGUCCUCCCCUCACAUACCGUCCUCCCCUCACAUACCGUCCUCCCCUCACAUACCGUCCUCCCCUCACAUACCGUCCUCCCCUCACAUACCGUCCUCCCCUCACAUACCGUCCUCCCCUCACAUACCGUCCUCCCCUCACAUACCGUCCUCCCCUCACAUACCGUCCUCCCCUCACAUACCGUCCUCCCCUCACAUACCGUCCUCCCCUCACAUACCGUCCUCCCCUCACAUACCGUCCUCCCCUCACAUACCGUCCUCCCCUCACAUACCGUCCUCCCCUCACAUACCGUCCUCCCCUCACAUACCGUCCUCCCCUCACAUGCUCUGCCCCCGUUCACGUCCUCUCCCCCUCUCACAUGCUCUCCUCCCCUCACAUGCUCCCCCCCUCACAUGCUCCUCCACACUGCCACGUGUCUCUCCCUCCACCACAAGUGCAGAGAUAG
Closterium sp. Naga37s-1 is the source of this 2736-nucleotide messenger RNA. Lineage: Eukaryota; Viridiplantae; Streptophyta; Zygnematophyceae; Desmidiales; Closteriaceae. The record is from the annotation of a GenBank genome assembly.